Messenger RNA from Gadus macrocephalus (Pacific cod), 3805 nucleotides. RefSeq names its product potassium channel tetramerisation domain containing 12b (gene kctd12b). The record is from RefSeq and is a predicted model, not a curated record. Gene Ontology annotation, biological process: protein homooligomerization; regulation of G protein-coupled receptor signaling pathway. Bases 715 to 1572 code for a protein of 285 amino acids. Gene Ontology annotation, molecular function: protein binding. The transcript has a single exon. NCBI's taxonomy places the organism in Eukaryota, Metazoa, Chordata, Actinopteri, Gadiformes, Gadidae.
AAUACACACCGUCCUCAUCGCAGCACAGUAGUACGGGCUGACGCGCGAUCACAUAUCCGAAGCGCUAGAGCGGCCGAGAGAUCCCCCUGCGUGUGUGCGUCUCGAGUGAUGGAGAAGCAUUGUUUUUAUUCUUAAAUCUACCGCUCACUAGCGUUACAUUCGGGAGGUUGAUCGUCGUCCGCCAGGCUUUACCUUUACGGGACAUCUACUGGGAAAACUGCCCAACUAUGGAUUGCCUCAUUGAAGUUGGGCCACCCGAUCCUGUCUCCGCCUAGACAACUGACCCAAGAUUUAUAGGGAAAGGCAUAAAAGGAAUGUUGUGUUACCUGCGUUACCGUUUAUUAGAAAUCCUCGCUACUUGUCAUUAAUAGUUUUCAUUGCCAAUGUUCAAAUCUGUGUAUGCGUAAAAAAAAAGGACACGGGCAUCUAGUAUCCGCAACCUGGUACCUGCGGAUAUGCAGUGCGCUAUAUAUUUAUAAUUGACAUCUGUUUUUUGGAAAUAUUUUUCGUGUUAUUAUAUUUUCUGCGGGUGCAAAAGUGUACACGUUGUGCGCGGAUCGUUUUUGAACAAGUAGCCUAGGAAGUGCGCUCAUUGCAGAUCCCACCAUCCACGUUUUUCGCCAUAGGCCUACCACUGUAGUGCAAUUGACAACACAGUGUCCAUUAGGCUACUGUUUUAAGGAGGAACACAUAUCGCCAUCCUAGGAUUUAGCCAUGGCUUUACCAGACAGCAGCAUCCCCGGGGACGAAGUUGGCUUCCCAGAGAUUAUUGAGCUGAACGUCGGUGGCCAAGUGUACAUCACGCGCUAUUCUACCCUCACUAGCGUGCCAGACUCUCUCCUGUGGGACAUGUUCAGUCAGAAGUCGACCAAAGGACUGGCCCGGGACACGAAAGGCAGGUUCUUUGUGGACCGCGACGGCUUCCUGUUCCGUUACAUCCUGGACUACAUGCGGGACCAGCAGCUGGUUCUCCCGGACCACUUCCCCGAGCGAGGCCGGCUGCAGCGCGAGGCCGAGUUCUUCAACCUGCCCGAGCUCGUCAAGCUCCUGGCGCCCAAAAUCAGCAAGCAGAACUCCCUGGGGGACGAGGGCUGCCAGAGCGACCCCGAGGACGCCUCCCCCGGGCUGGAGACCGGCCGCCACAUGGGCUCCCUGGGGGCGGCGGCGGCGGCGGCCUGCGCCAGCCUGGUCCCGGGAGGCCUGGACGCCAGCAAGCGCUCGGGCUUCAUCACCAUCGGCUACCGGGGCUCGUACACCCUGGGCCGCGACAGCCAGACCGACGCCAAGUUCAGGCGGGUGGCGCGCAUCAUGGUGUGCGGGAAGACGUCCCUGGCCAAGGAGGUGUUCGGCGAGACCCUGAACGAGAGCCGGGACCCCGACCGCCCGCCGGAGCGCUACACGUCGCGCUACUAUCUCAAGUUCACCUUCCUGGAGCAGGCCUUCGACAAGCUGGCCGACUCCGGCUUCCACAUGGUGGCCUGCAACUCCACGGGCACCUGUGCCUUUGCCCACGAGCAGACGGACGACAAGAUCUGGACCAGCUACACUGAAUAUGUGUUCUACCGUGAGUGACACCCCCCCCCCCCCCCCCCCCGGCCUUAUUCUCCCAGGGCCACCCCCACCCCGCCCCGACCUCACCCUUCACCAUCCUCUCAGCCACAAAGUGCCCCCCCUCCGGCCCCCUUCUCGAUCCUCCCUGCCCAACUCUACGCGUCCCGUGGUCCUCCUGAGCUCGGGCGGCACCGGUAGACGACGUUCUCCAUCUCCUCUCCUCCUGGAAUCCCUCAGUUCCCCGCCCGCAGACCUCUGCCUGUAGACACGUGAACCUGCAACCACACCGUCUCCGCCGUCAGCUGAAUCCUCUCCAGGUGAACCCUGCGACCCCCCCCCCCCCAGCAUUCCUGCUCCUCCUCAUCCUCCUGCUCUUCCUCCUCCUCCUCCUCCUCAAAUCCCCUUCCCAUCCAGGCAGGGUGCCCUACUUCUAAGCCCCAGCUUCUGUCUCCUUCCAAAUGAAAACCAGCCCCCAAAAACUCCAGCCUCACAUCCAUCUCCAGAAUCCCUGACUGCUGGAAUCCUACAACCCAAACCUUUUCCUCUUGCAAAGACUUGAUUUUCUUCUGUGUACUUUCCCCCCCCCUGCGUUUGCGUCGACCAAGCACAAUGCUAUAUCUGAUAGACAGUGUGUCAAAACGAACCUCCUGUGUUGCCGUGUGACUUUAGCGCCUGUCAUAAUAGAAAAGGGCUUCAAAGGGUGCCAGAGAUCUGCAGUGCUAUAGUUGUACAGUACCGUCUCCGCUUACUCCAGCAAAUCAGUCUCUCUCUCUCUCUCGCUCUCUCUACUCUGAACUAAAUUACCAAAUAAUUGGACAUCUUAUCAGCCAUGAGGGAUGGGAACAGCACCCAGCACAAGAAAGAAGAGGGACACGAAAAUCUUUUUUUUUCUCUUCAAUUUGUAUUAAAUGUGUCCCUUAACAUUUAAUAUAUGUUUAUUUUAUUUUUCUUAUUUUCUGCGAACAGACCAUAGCUGCACUGUUCUAUGAUUGAUUGUUGUCCUAGGGGUUGUUUUUGUUAAGGCUGUGCUUAUUAAGCCGCAAGGACACAAAGCAAUUCAGUCUUUUUUUUAUGUUAACGGAUGACACUGGUGUACGCACCUUUUGAAUUGUGCUACAAUAUCUGCGAAAAGUGGAAGAAACAAUGAGUGCUGCCAGUUGCCACAUAAGGAGUAUGUAUUGAUUGUCCACUGGAGAAUCCAGUAUUUUAAUCAGCUAGGGGGUGUGGGGGAGAGAGAAAAGGUGUUCUAUCACAUUCAGCCCCCUGCACUCUCUCUUCAGGCUCUCUCUGUGUAACCCUGCGUUGUCGCGUUACAUUGUUUAAUCAUGAGAAAAAGUCAAGGUUUGUGCCACAAGAAAUACGUUAAACGUAGACUUGGCAGCCCACCUUAUUCCACUGUUGAGUGUUCUGUAAUCAUUAAUGCUAUUGAUGACCCUUCAGUUCAGUAUUACAGUUAUAGCUUCUGCAUAUUUGAUGUUUGCUCUCGCUUACUGAAAAAGAAUGCCCAUGGGAAGGAUACAAUAACAUUGUAACACCUAUAAUAAUAUCAUAUAUAGCCGAUACGAGGGGUCUUAUUCACCAGCUGAGAGAGUAGGCUGUGAUGUGUUGGUGGUCCCGAGACCGGUUGUAGCAAAGAGUUAACAAGCACAGAUUUAAAAGGUGUAUUAUCAGGUAUAGCCUCAGGAUAGGUAUGCACAUCAUAUACCUCGUACACACGUGACAAGCGACAAUAUAAAAACACACCCAACACGAUUUCAACCUCCUCUCCCUUCAGACUGGUGAUAUUAGAGUGUAAGAGCAGAGUUAGCAGGUAGACAAAGUGUUCUACGAGCUAAGUCCGAGCAGGAGAGAACAGACUGAGCGCGAGGUAGACUUUCCGUGGAGAAAGUGGCAGGGAGGUUUGACCGCGUAGGUUUUAAUUUGAGCCAUGGUGUGAGCUGAGAGGUCAUAGCCAUGGUAGAGUUACUGACAGUGAUGAUAAACGUGUUCUUCAAUGUCUACAGCCAGACGGGCGAGCCCUCUGUUUUACAGUGACACAGAGCUCUGUUGACGUGACGGCUCCAUAUAUAUAUUAGGUUGUAGCUACGUGGUCUGGCCUCAGAGACAUACAGCAACAUACUAGUGAAGUGUUUAAUGGGAAAUUGAUACUGAUAUUUGUUGAAUAAAAGUCAUUUUUCCAUUUUUUUUCUCUGUAUCUCCAUUUAUGCAUUUGCCAACAUAAAUGCUGUAUUGACUGAUUAAAAAGUGAACUUAU